Molecule: messenger RNA, 2678 nt
Organism: Toxotes jaculatrix (banded archerfish)
Lineage: Eukaryota; Metazoa; Chordata; Actinopteri; Toxotidae
Product: polypyrimidine tract-binding protein 1-like
Exons: 16
Coding region: 81-1808 (575 amino acids)
Biological process (GO): regulation of cell differentiation; mRNA processing; regulation of RNA splicing
Cellular component (GO): nucleus
Molecular function (GO): mRNA binding
Source: RefSeq, a predicted model, not a curated record
GUGUUCAGCCAUUUUGUAAGAAAAUCAAGCAAGUCUACCGCCCUACCUUCGCUUCAGACCUGCAGUUUUUUUCUUGUGCAAUGGACGGCCGCCUAGACACUGACUUGUACCCUCUGGGAUCCGGCUACGUCCCUGAAAUUGACAGUGUCCAUGACAUAUCAGUUGGCACAAAGAGGGGAUCCGACGAACUCUUUUCUUCCUGCAUAUCCAACGGGCCCUAUAUCAUGAACUCAGCCAAUGGCAACGACAGCAAAAAAUUCAAAGGUGACGUCCGCAGUCCUGGUGUUCCGUCACGCGUGGUCCAUGUACGCAAACUGCCUAACGACAUAAACGAAGCUGAGGUUAUAGGCCUGGGACUGCCCUUUGGGAAGGUCACUAAUCUGCUGAUGCUGAAAGGGAAAAACCAGGCAUUCUUGGAACUGAACAGUGAGGAGUGUGCACAGACGAUGGUGAGCUACUACUCCUCUGUCACCCCCGUCAUCAGAAACCACCCCAUUUACAUGCAAUACUCAACCCACAAGGAGCUCAAGACAGACAACUCCCCGAACCAAGUGCGUGCCCAGGCAGCUCUGCAGGCAGUCAAUGCACUGCACGGAGGUGGGAUAGGAAGUAUGGCCAUUUCCACAGAUGCUGGUGGCAUGGGAGGAGCAGCGACUCAAAGCCCUGUACUCAGAGUCAUAGUGGAAAACCUCUUCUACCCUGUCACACUUGAUGUACUCCACCAGAUUUUCUCUAAGUUUGGCACAGUGCUGAAGAUUAUCACUUUCACGAAGAACAACCAGUUCCAGGCUUUGAUCCAAUAUGCCGAUGGCAUGACAGCUCAGCACGCUAAACUGUCUCUGGAUGGACAGAACAUCUAUAACGCCUGCUGCACCCUGAGAAUCAGCUUCUCAAAGCUCACCAGCCUCAAUGUCAAGUACAACAAUGACAAGAGCAGGGACUACACCCGACCAGACCUUCCAACUGCGGAUUCACAGCCAUCCAUUGAUCACCAGACGAUGGCUGCUGCAUUUGCUGCACCGGGCAUAAUCUCAGCCUCUCCUUAUGGUGGAGCACAUGCCUUCCCCCCAACCUUUGCCAUCCAACAGGCAGCCGGUUUGUCAGUACCUGGCAUUCCCAGUGCCCUGGCAUCUCUGGGUGUGGGCCACAGUGGUAUGGCGGCUGCAGCGGCGGCUGCCAGCCGGCUCGGCCUAUCAGGGCUCACUGCCUCUGGUGGACACAACGUCUUGUUGGUCAGCAAUCUGAACCCUGAGAGCGUUACGCCACACUGCCUCUUUAUUCUUUUCGGUGUGUAUGGCGAUGUGAUGAGGGUGAAGAUCCUGUUCAAUAAAAAGGAGAAUGCUCUGAUCCAGAUGUCUGAUGGCACACAGGCUCAGCUAGCAAUGAGCCACCUGAAUGGCCAGCGGCUUCACGGCAGGGCCAUGCGUGUGACAUUGUCGAAACACACCACAGUGCAGCUGCCCAGAGAAGGCCACGAGGACCAGGGCCUCACAAAGGACUACAGCAACUCGCCACUGCACCGUUUCAAGAAACCUGGCUCCAAAAAUUACUCCAACAUCUUCCCACCCUCUGCAACACUCCACCUCUCCAACAUACCGCCUUCUGUGGUGGAGGAUGACCUCAGGAGGCUAUUUGCCAGCUCUGGAGCCACAGUUAAGGCCUUCAAGUUCUUUCAGAAAGACCGCAAGAUGGCCCUGAUCCAGAUGGGCUCAGUCGAGGAGGCAAUUGAGUCCCUCAUCGAGUUCCACAACCACGAUCUGGGAGAGAACCACCACCUUCGAGUGUCCUUCUCCAAGUCCACCAUCUGAGUGCCUUUCCUUCCUCCCUCCAAAUUUAUUGCCAUCUGAGUGCUGCUUUUCUCAAGUAUGCCUUCAGUGGAAAUGGCAACCAUAUCAUAUUUAUGGCUGUGUUUCUAUGCAGAGUGUUGCUCCCUUCACCCCCAUUUUUAGUCAUGCCCCAUUAUUAAUAGGUUUGGGUAUCAGAUUUGAUCAGGUCUGCUUAUUGAUUCUGGUUCUUGUUCCUUAUUCAACACCUUUUCAUAACAAAAAAAGACACAAAUAGGUUGAAACAAAAGCAGAAACCUUUUAUUUUGAAUAUAAAAUUUAGACAAAUAAGAACAUUCCUUCAUACCAAGCACAAAUUGAACCUUUGCUGUUCCAUACUUGUUUGUAUUUGAGCUAGAUCUGCUUGCACUAGCUGAUUCUGGGGCAUUAUAACUUGGGACUUGAGACCUCAAAUACCAUGCCACAGCAAGUUAGACAUACUUCCUCCAGUGCUGGAAAUCGUUUUUGACCAGUGAUUAAAUUUUCCUGUAUUGCUGCUGUCUUGUGAAGCUUGGCUACAUCUGUAAGCGCUAGCUCCUGUUCACAAUAAUCCAAACAUUAUUCCAGUACAUUGAUACAUGUAACAGGUGAUGUAAACAAUGUGGUCCAAACUUAGUUCAGGAUUCACAGUGUAGAAUCAAAAUUAGUUUCUGAUCAAAUACCCAGUUUUUAUAAGAUGGGAACCGGUUCCAGUUCAGGACAGGUCCUUGGUGCCCAAACCUAAUAAUUAGUUGUUUUUUUUUAAGUGGGGUCCUGGGAAAGAGGCAAUAUUCUGCAUUGAAACAUGUAACUAUAUUGGAGGUAAAGUAGGGGAAGCUAAUGAACUAUCACUUUAGACCAAAUUGCUUAAGAAAA